Molecule: messenger RNA, 1635 nt
Organism: Theileria equi strain WA
Lineage: Eukaryota; Apicomplexa; Aconoidasida; Piroplasmida; Theileriidae
Product: protein kinase domain containing protein
Exons: 4
Coding region: 1-1635 (544 amino acids)
Biological process (GO): regulation of G2/M transition of mitotic cell cycle; signal transduction; G1/S transition of mitotic cell cycle
Cellular component (GO): cytoplasm; nucleus; cyclin-dependent protein kinase holoenzyme complex
Molecular function (GO): ATP binding; cyclin-dependent protein serine/threonine kinase activity; cyclin binding
Source: RefSeq, a predicted model, not a curated record
AUGAAGCCUGCAGAUCCCAAUUGCAUGUUCAGGAGAUACUGGGAGAAUGUUAACAAAGUUUUACCUCUUGAUUCCCCUGGUGGAAGUUAUAAAAAGAGAGAACUCCAUUUUGAUUUAGAAGAUUAUUUAGAAGUUGAAAGAGACUCAACAGUCAAUGCUUAUGAGAAAAGGGUUGUUGCAGAAAAGAGAUCAAGGAUAGAUGAUGGAUCAGAGAAUCCACAAUACAUACCUAGAUUCCAUUCAAUGAAUCAUACCACAUUAGUAGACAAUAAAAUAUAUGCAAAAACUAUCGAUAAAAAUCGAAAUAUUCUUCCGGAUAGAUCUAUAAUAAAUACGAGAGUUUGCACCAAUGAUAGCCAAGGAGACGAAGAACUAAUGUCUAACAUUCUCUCUGAAAUAAGAAAUAACAUCCAAACUAUUUCUUGUGACAUAGAAGAAAAGUACAAAGGUUAUGGAUGUAAAUCAUUGUACCAAAAAAAUAUGAAUGACGGGUACGAAUUUUAUAAUAUACCAACGGUCUAUUUGCAAUGUGAUCAAGACAUAGUGGAUUUAUACGGGUGGAGAUAUGUAAAUACACUAGGUGAGGGUUCAUACGGAAAGGUUUAUUUAGUUAGAAGUGAUUAUACUGGCGAGGAGCGUGCAUUUAAGCGUAUGAUGCUAGAUGAGGUAUUAGGCCUUACUCCCACAAUUUUGAGAGAGAUUUAUGCUUUAACAGUGUUAAAACACAAAAACAUAAUCCCAUUGGACAGAAUAUACUUGGGAGACUGCAGAAUAUAUCUAUCAUUUCCAAAGAUAAAUGGAGGGAAUAUAAGACAAUAUAUCGAGAGAUAUUACCCAAAUGGACUACCAAUAGAAAAAGUGAAGGAAGUAUCUAGGCAGUUAAUUGAUGCUCUUUCCUAUUGUCAUUAUAAGCAAAUUAUACACAGGGAUAUAAAACCCGAGAAUAUUUUGUGUAUAAUUUCAGGUGAUCACGGUAAGGCUGACAUAGAGUUGCUCAAGAAGGUGUCAACUGAUUUGUACAAUCAGUUAUCUGGAAAAAACUUAAUAAUUCCUGAUCAGCUAUCGAUCAGUAGCAAAGUUUGUACAAGUAAAGAUUUGGAAUUCGUGGUUUUAUCAGAUUUUGGGCUAAGCAGAAUACAGAAACCCUUUGAUAUUCCACAUGGAGGGAACCCAAUCAUAAAUAGUCCAUUAUCUCCGGAGGUCAUUACACUAUGUUACCGACCUCCUGAGUUGUUAUUAGGCGACUAUUAUUAUUCAUACCCUGUGGACAUUUGGUCUCUGGGAUGUGUUAUAGUAGAAAUGAUUACAGGAAGACCACUAUUUGAUAAUACCUCAGAACUGAGCCUCCUAUUAGAAAUUUUCAAGAAAUUUGGAAAACCAUCUAUUGAAGAUUGGCCAGAAGCAGCUUCCCUUCCUUUUAUGAGUUUUGAGUUACCGGAAAUGAACAAAAACCCGAAUCCAUUUGCCAUAUUCAAGGAAUGUGGAAAAGUAAUUGACGAUUUGUGUAUCGACCUCUUAUCGAAGUUUGUAAAAAUAUAUCCAAACAAUUACAUAUGCAGAAUGUUGAUGCUAAAUCCAAAAAAGAGAAUAACGGCUGGAGACGCUUUGAUGCAUGAGUGGUUCAAAACGCUAUGA